Molecule: messenger RNA, 873 nt
Organism: Dissoconium aciculare CBS 342.82
Lineage: Eukaryota; Fungi; Ascomycota; Dothideomycetes; Mycosphaerellales; Dissoconiaceae
Product: glycosyltransferase family 25 protein
Exons: 2
Coding region: 1-873 (290 amino acids)
Source: RefSeq, a predicted model, not a curated record
AUGAAUCGCUACGGCCCUACAGAGUCGUCGGCCGUCAAGUUUGCGCGAGCAGCGCCUCUGCUCGUUGCGAGCUUCCUCUAUAUCAUUUAUCAUUUAUGGACGAGGCAGUCGACGCUGUUGGCUGACCCGCUCGACUUCGCAUCUCAUCAUGCAAGUUUGAAUCGCACAUUAGGCUUCGGCGGAAUACUCGUAGCUGUAGUACCUUCGACUACUGCAGAGCACUUCCAUCAUCAACUUCAUACAUUGUCUCUGACUUCUCACCGGACAAACAUUGAUCUCAAGACUUUCGAAGGCGGUGGUGAUAAAAAAUUCACCAAGGUGUGGCGAGGCCAUAUGAAUAUGCUGCGCUACAUGCUAGAUCAGAAGCUCGAAACAGCAUUAAUCCUCGAGGGCACCGUCGACUGGGAUCUUCGCGUGAAGGACCAAUUGCAACGCUUAUCCGAGGCGUUGCCUGAUGCGACACACGAUCGACCUUAUGGAACGGGUUGGAUGGCUCUCUGGCUGAGCCGAUGCGGGCCUGAAUCUAGCGGCCUCGGGCAGCCACUCAGUACGUUCGCUGACGCCAGCGUCCUGAGCACGAACAGCGAAGAUGCAAGUCAUGACCGAAGUGUGUUCCGUAGCGGAAAGUCCGGCUGCACGGUCGCAUAUGCCGUCACAGCCGCGGGUGCACAAAAAAUCCUCGACGAGAUUGGUUUCGAACACGUCAAUCUGGCACUUGAAAAGGCGGAGGGUAAGACAUACAAUCUGCCCGGGCUCGUUGUCCAGCCUCCAUUGUUUGAGGAAUGGGCUGAAGAGGACAGUGUCCAUGCCAAAAGUUCUCCACAAGCUCUGUUGGGCCAAAGCGUGCGCAAGGCGCUCUACAGCCAUGGCUGA